Molecule: messenger RNA, 3138 nt
Organism: Haliaeetus leucocephalus (bald eagle)
Lineage: Eukaryota; Metazoa; Chordata; Aves; Accipitriformes; Accipitridae
Gene: CLIP2
Product: CAP-GLY domain containing linker protein 2
Exons: 15
Coding region: 1-3138 (1045 amino acids)
Biological process (GO): cytoplasmic microtubule organization
Cellular component (GO): cytoplasm; nucleus; microtubule plus-end
Molecular function (GO): microtubule plus-end binding
Source: RefSeq, a predicted model, not a curated record
AUGCUGAAGCCAAGUGGACUUAAAAUCCCUGGCAGGGCUGGGAAGCACUCCAGCCCGGUGGGACGGGCAUCAGGGACCACCGCAGCUGCCAUCACCACUGGUUCAAAAGAAGGCUCACCUUUACACAAGCAGGGUACCACCUCCACCGCCAGCACCGAGAAGUCAGGUUCAAAGGUUGCCGAGGUGGGCGAUGAUUUCCUGGGAGACUUUGUGGUGGGCGAACGUGUCUGGGUAAAUGGAGUGAAGCCAGGUGUGAUCCAGUAUCUUGGGGAGACGCAAUUUGCUCCAGGCCAGUGGGCAGGGGUCGUUCUGGAUGACCCGGUGGGUAAGAAUGACGGCUCUGUCGGUGGAGUACGUUACUUUGAAUGCCAGCCGCUGCAGGGGAUUUUUACGCGACCCUCCAAGCUGACGCGGCAGCCGGUGGCCGAGGGCUCGGGGAGCGACGCCCCCUCCGUGGACUCCCUGACGGCUCAGAACUUGUCACUGCACUCGGGGACGGCCACGCCACCUCUCUCCACUCGUGUCAUCCCCCUGCGGGAGAGCGUCCUGAACAGCGCCAUGAAGACGGGCAACGAGUCUGGAUCUAACCUCUCGGACAGUGGGUCUGUGAAAAAAGGGGAGAAGGACUUACGGCUUGGAGAUCGUGUGCUGGUUGGUGGGACAAAGACAGGAGUUGUGCGCUACGUGGGAGAGACGGAUUUUGCCAAAGGAGAGUGGUGUGGUGUGGAGCUGGAUGAACCCCUGGGGAAGAACGAUGGGGCGGUCGCUGGUACAAGGUAUUUUCAGUGUCCUCCCAAAUUUGGCCUCUUUGCUCCCAUCCACAAGGUGAUCCGGAUCGGGUUCCCAUCAACCAGCCCUGCCAAGGCAAAGAAGAGCAAACGAAUGGCCAUGGGAGUGUCUGCCUUAACCCACAGCCCCAGCAGCUCCUCCAUCAGCUCCGUCAGCUCAGUGGCAUCGUCUGUUGGGGGCAGGCCAAGCCGCAGCGGGCUGCUGACAGAGACCUCUUCUCGAUAUGCCCGAAAAAUCUCUGGCACCACAGCUCUCCAGGAGGCACUGAAGGAGAAGCAGCAGCACAUCGAACAGCUACUGGCAGAGCGUGACCUGGAGCGGGCUGAGGUUGCCAAAGCCACCAGCCACAUCUGUGAGGUGGAGAAAGAAAUUGCCAUCAUGAAGGCCCAGCAUGAGCAGUACGUCACGGAGGCAGAAGGAAACCUCCAACGAGCACGAGCUCUGGUAGAUGGGAUGCAGAAGGAGAAGAUUGAGCUGCUGAACCAGCUGGAAGAGGAGAAGAGGAAAGUGGAGGACUUGCAGUUCCGUGUGGAGGAAGAAUCCAUUACGAAGGGGGAUCUGGAGACUCAGACGCAGUUGGAGCAUGCCCGAAUACGGGAGCUCGAGCAGAGCCUGCUGUUUGAGAAGGCACAGGCUGAAAAACUCCUCAGAGAAUUAGAGGACACCAGGUUAACCACGGUAGCAGAGAAGUCCAGAAUCCUGCAGCUGGAGGAGGAGUUGAGCCUGAGGCGCAGCGAGGUGGAUGAGCUUCGGCAGUGCCUCAGGAGCUCUCACCAAGCAGAGACCCCUGAGCAUAACCUUGGCUUGCAGUCAGAGGCUCUUCGUCUACGCGAUCAACUGCUGUCUGCCAACAAGGAGCAUCAGAAGGAGAGCAGCCAGCUAAAGGAGAAGUACGAGAAGACAUUAAAGAAGUACCAGCAGGAGAUGGAGAAGCUGAAAUCUGUCAAUGAGAAGUACUCACAGGAAAUCAUUGACCUAAAGCAUAAAGUUCAGCAAGCCACUAAUGAGAACAUGGGGCUCAUGGACAACUGGAAGUCCAAGUUGGACACGUUAGCUUCUGACCACCAGAAGUCUCUGGAGGACCUGAAAGCCACACUGAGCACAGGCCCCGACACCCAGCAUAAGGAGAUUGUGGAACUGAAGGCAGUGGUGGAGAGUAUAAAGAUGGAGCACCAGCUUGAGCUGGAGAACCUGAAGGCAAAGCAUGACAUUGAGACGGCUGUUCAUAUAAAGGAGAAAGAGAGUCUCAAACUGAAGUUGCAGGAGGCUGUGGAUGAAGUGGAAAAAAGCAACAGCAACUGGAAAAUGCAACUGGAAACCAAAAGUAAUCAGCACCUUCUUGAGCUCCAAGAUGUGAAGGACAAGUGUCGAGAUGCUGAGCUGAGGGUGCAUGAACUGGAGAAACUUCAUGAUGAAUAUAAAGAUCAGACACAAGCGAUAGCUUUCUUGAAAGAGCAGAUUUCUUUGGCUGAGAAGAAGAUGUUGGACUAUGAAACAUUACAGAAAACAGAAGCCCAGAGCAAACAGGAGAUCCACAGAUUGCAGGAAAAAGUGCUUGUCUUAGAGAACAAGCUACAGUCCAUGGAGGCCCUGCAUCCUUCUCAGCAUGCAAAUAUGAUUGAAACUAAUGAUAUUUCAGAAGAAAAGAUAAAAAUGAAGCAGACUAUGGAAGACCUCCAAGACAAGCUGAGUAAAAGAGACAAAGAGGUGUCAUCACUGGUGUCCCAAACUGAAACUCUAAGGGCCCAAGUAAGUGCUUUGGAAAAUAAAUGGAAAACAGCAGAAAAGAAGGCUGAUUCAUUGUUAAAAGAAAAGAAGAGGCUGGAAGGUGAACUGGAAGCCUUGACCAAGAAAACACACGAUGCUUCAGGGCAACUGGUCCUGAUUAGCCAGGAGCUACUCAAGAAGGAAAGGAGUCUGAACGAGCUGAGAGUGUUGUUACUGGAGGCGAACCGGCACUCGCCUGGGCCAGAGCGGGACCUAAGCCGGGAAGUGCACAAAGCAGAGUGGCGGCUGAAGGAACAGAAGCUCAAAGAUGACAUCAAGGGUCUGCGAGAGAAACUGGUUGUGCUGGACAAGGAAAAAUCAGUAACGGAUCAGCGGCGAUACUCCCUGAUCGACCCCUCAUCAGAGUCAGAAGUGAUCCGGCUGCAGCACCGGCUUGUCAGCACGGAGGAUGUGCUGCGCAAUGCGCUGGAGCAGGGCCACCAGAUGGAGAAGCUCAUGGAAGCGAUGAGGCUCUCCUCCGAGAAAACACAGACUGUUGGAAAUUCUGGGUCUGCUAACGGAAUUCACCAGCAGGAUAAAUCCCACAAGCAAGAGGUAAGUUAUAAGCAGAAUGUUGUUUAA